AGAAGGAUCUCAGGGACAGUGUUUCUUCUCAGCGUGGUGGAUUGUAACCUAGGUCUGACAUGAGGCAAACCGUCUGCGGGGUCCUGAGCGCAGUCUUCGCGCUCUGGGUCGGUCUGGUGAGCUCCAAGGCGUCGUUUCCUGGAUUCCACGAGGCGUUCAAGAACAGGAUGCGUGCACCUGGCAAACACGGCGGAGGUCAGGCGGGUCACAGCCGACACACGAACAGAUAUCCGCUUUAUAUGCUGCACCUCUACCGGACCCUUCUAACCGGAGACGAUAAACACAUGAGCCAUGAAAAUCCAACUCUGUACGAGUCCGAUUCGGUCUUGAGUCUCGUUGCCAAGAGUUGCCAUCAGGUUGGUGACAAACUAGCCGUGACAUUUGACAUGUCCUCCAUAUCAGCAGGCGACGACAUCCAGCGGUCCGAGCUUCGCAUUCGCCUUCCAGAAUUCGCCUCUGAGAUGGAAGUGGACAUCUAUCACGCAUCCAAACAUGAGUGCGACCGAAGCCCUUGCGACGAAGUAAGGAUUCACCUCGGCACUGUGAAAGCCAAACCAACUGACUCAACCUCCCAUUCCUCUUGGAGGGUCUUCAACAUCACAACGCUGCUCAAGUACUGGUUACACCAAGAUGAGAGCGUGUUCUCAAAGGAACCCAUUCAGAUGCCUGCAAGAUCUGAGGGCGAGGGGCACGAAAACAUGCAGCAUCUGACAGCCAACAGGGUCAUGAUGGUGGUUUACUCCAAGCAAAACCAGGCAAAGACAUCCACCCUCAUCCAGACGGCAGAGCACUCCAAGUACGUAGCUCUGGACCGGGCUGGUGGUGGAGGUGAACCUGUGCCCCGGCGUCACAGGAGGAACCAUCGGACUGAAGACAGAGUGCGUGACGCAGCAGCCAAUGUGAUUCCAGUUGUUUUGCAAGAAGAGGAGAAGAAAUCUCUCUGCAGGAAGGUGGAUAUGUGGGUGGACUUUGAUCAGAUUGGUUGGAGUGACUGGAUUGUUUAUCCGAAGCGUUAUAAUGCCUAUCGUUGUGAGGGUAGCUGUCCAACACCUGUAGAUGAGAGCUUCACCCCAACCAACCAUGCCUACAUGCAGAGUCUGUUGAAGCUGCACCACCUAGACCGCGUCCCAUGCUUGUCGUGCGUACCCACCCGUCUGACUCCACUCUCAAUGCUCUACUAUGAGAACGAAAAGAUGGUCAUGAGACACCACGAAGGGAUGGUUGUGGGAGAAUGUGGCUGCCACUGAGUCUCCAAAUGAACUCAACUCUAGCACUUUGAAUAUGUUCCUUAAAUCCAGAUAAACAAAUGAAGAAAAAUUGCUUUAAUUUGUACAGUAUUUUCACUUGGAAUCACAAGGUAUCCUGCACUGAGGCACCUGGAUUACUUAUUGCUAUUUUUGAAAGCUUUGUGUGUUUGCCUAAUUUGUAAAUAGUAGAGUAUGUAAACUACCAAAUUUAAUAAAAGUGUUCAUGAUGUAAUAAAUGUAUUUUGUUUUUGUUUUGUGGAAAAUCAGCACAUGAAUAAGGAAAACAUAUAAAUUCUCUGGUGUUUAUUG
Molecule: messenger RNA, 1556 nt
Organism: Carassius carassius (crucian carp)
Lineage: Eukaryota; Metazoa; Chordata; Actinopteri; Cypriniformes; Cyprinidae
Product: nodal homolog 2-A-like
Exons: 3
Coding region: 60-1247 (395 amino acids)
Biological process (GO): BMP signaling pathway; SMAD protein signal transduction
Cellular component (GO): extracellular region
Molecular function (GO): cytokine activity; type I activin receptor binding; growth factor activity
Source: RefSeq, a predicted model, not a curated record